Perkinsus marinus ATCC 50983 is the source of this 393-nucleotide messenger RNA. RefSeq lists its product as hypothetical. The annotation marks the transcript as partial. Lineage: Eukaryota; Perkinsozoa; Perkinsida; Perkinsidae. The transcript has 4 exons. The record is from RefSeq and is a predicted model, not a curated record.
GACAUUCCAAAUGUGGCAGUAUACUUCAUCACCGUUGUAUGUGCUAAGAUCGUCACUAACGUUGGAAUGGCCACGUUCCACCCUUAUGAACUGUGCUAUCUUCUUAUUGGGUAUUUCCGUAUGGAACCUCAACAACGCAAGUACUGGAUAGAGGACGGCAGACCGAUCGAAAAUCUGCAUCCAAACAACGAGGAAAAGAAGGAAGCCGCAGCAGCACCUGGAAGCGGCAUGGAUCUACCACCUAUAUACGAGAAUAAGCUCACCCCUCCAACACGAUGGGAUCUGGCACAUGUCUUGUACAGUGAAGACGUUCCUAAUAUCCUCUUCGUCCUCAACAUCUGCAUCACAUUUGCGGUCAUCUCACCUCUCGUGUUAGGCAAGUCUGAUCAUUGA